AUGUCAGGCGCUCCCCUUGAUAUGACUCUGGAUGAUCUAAUCAAGAGUAAUAAGAAAUCCGGCUCCCGUGGCAGAGGCCGCGGAUCAAGCUCCGGAUCCGGUCCGGGCCCUAAUCGCCGUUUCCCCAACCGCUCUUCGGAUCGCGCUGCUCCCUAUGCCGUCGCCAAGGCACCGGAGUCUACUUGGGGCCAUGACAUGUUUGCUGCUGCGGCUGGUCGAGGGUCGAAUAUUGAGACUGGAACGAAGUUAUACAUUUCGAAUUUGGAUUAUAGCGUUUCUAUUGAGGAUAUUAAGGAACUGUUCUCUGAAGUUGGUGAUAUGAAACGGUAUAUGGUACACUAUGAUAGGAGUGGGAGAUCAAAGGGUACAGCUGAAGUAGUCUUCUCAAGAAGACAAGACGCAUUUGAUGCUGUCAAGAGGUAUAAUAAUGUUCAGCUUGAUGGGAAACCGAUGAAAAUAGAGCUUGUAGGAACUAACCUUGCUACUGCUACUGCUGCUGCUGCUGUUCUUCCACCUGCUGGUGCUUUUGGCGAUGCAAAUGUAGUCCCUAGAAGUGGACAAAGAAGGGUUGGUGGGUUUGGAAACUCGCGUGGUAGUGGACGGGGUCGUGGAUUUGGAAGAGGUCGUGGACGAGGAAGAGGCCGUGGUGAGAAGGUAUCUGCUGAAGACCUGGAUGCCGAUUUAGAGAAGUACCAUGCUGAUGCAAUGCAAACGAAUUGA
Molecule: messenger RNA, 720 nt
Organism: Fraxinus pennsylvanica
Lineage: Eukaryota; Viridiplantae; Streptophyta; Magnoliopsida; Lamiales; Oleaceae
Source: the annotation of a GenBank genome assembly